This is a messenger RNA of Xyrichtys novacula (pearly razorfish), 5405 nucleotides long. The record is from the annotation of a GenBank genome assembly. Lineage: Eukaryota; Metazoa; Chordata; Actinopteri; Labriformes; Labridae.
GCCCCUAACUGAUUGGCUGAGCGGUUGUCAGGACUGUUUACAGGAAACAUGGCUUCUCGGUCAGUUGGAGAGCUUCAAGAAAUGGAAGGUGAGUAAAAAUGAAAAUAUGUUGCCAUGUUGAUCCUGUAUCAGCUGCGUGAACUGAGGCUCACUCGAGUGAAUGUGUAACAUCUAAUGAUAUUAUCCCCGAUUAUUCGUUAACCUUGUUACCAACCAGAUUGUCAUCCUUGGUUUACAAGCUAACAUGCUAACAACAGUCCUCGUUAGCAGACGGUACUCGGUGUGCUAACAUCAGCUGCAGCUGUGCUCUUCAUCUCAUAAACUGUCAACAUCCUUUAAAGCGUCUUUUGUCUUGUAGUUAAACUGAAUUUUAUCUUCUGUAUCUCAUUUGUCCAUUGAGCAUGUGUCCGCUGUCUGCUGAGAGCUAAACUAGCUAGCAUGUGAAGCAUCCUAGUUAUCUUUAGCAUGUGUGAUAAUGUAUGAGAGCUAACCUGGGCUACCUCCGAGCUGUCUUGUAACUAGGAUGGCAGGAACCAAGUGUACUCAUUAUCUCUCGUGUAGUAUGGUGCAUAAACAUGAUCCAGUGCUGUGUGUUUAAGCUGGAAGCUGAAUGUGACAUUCCUUGGCAGCCCCAGCGAGCAAAUUACACGUGAAUCAGCUAACAGUGAACCAUUAUUAUCCACCAUGAUUGCAACUGCAUGUUGAAAAUGAAGCUCCUCUGCUUUGUGCUGACCACAGUGGACCGAAGAGGUGAGUCUGAGGAGUCUGGUGAUGAUGAGACCAGGAGGAGGAGUAUCAAUGGCGACGUUGACCCCAAUCUGCCCACAUCCACAAGUAAAUCUUCACACUUCUAAAAUUCAUCAUGAAAUUGACCGAGUUUUCAAUUUUAUUACCCAUAGUUUUCAACAUUACAUAACUAUAAAUCAUCCCAAUGAUGUCUACAUAAUGUCUGUGAAUACUUUCCUAUGAUACACUGAGGCCCUUGAGUCUACCUUAUCAAUAUCUUUCCAUCUUAUAGAUAAAGAAGAGUCCCCUGUCGACAUGGACACCAUCACCUUGGACCCUGAGGAAGAGGUCAGAAAAUGGUUCAAUCAUAACUACUGCUACGCUACAGCCACUCUAUGACGUUUAGUCAUAAUGCUGUGUAGUGAAAAGUUCCCCAUCUUUAUGCUUCAUUUUACUGAAGGAGUGGAAGGGAGAGAAAGUUCUUCAUUUGCAAUAAAAUGAUAUAUACAAGGCGUUAUUUUCAUUAUGGUCAAUAUAUCAGCACUGCAGCUGUACUUAAAUGUCUGUUCAGUCCACUUCUUUGGGCUGGAAACUUGGAUAGACAUGAGACAAUAAACAAUGUCCCAGAAUUACAGAUUUUAUGUUGUACUAAAAAAUGUGUGUCUUUGUAGGAUGUAGAUCUUGUUCACUGUCGUAUUGGAAAAAUUGAAGGGUUGGAGGUGCUACAGAAGGCUAAGGUAAGUAACCUUGGUGUUAACUGCCACUGUUAUCUGUCUCACUGAAAAGGAUGAGACUUUUCCAUUUUUUUACCAUAUAUUGCUUUGAAAAGACAUGGAAAAAUUUAUAAUAACAUUUGUUAAUUUUUCAUUUUUUAAAUUUCUUUUACAGACACUCUCCCUGCGACAAAAUCUCAUCAAAAAGAUAGAAAACCUUGAAAGUUUGAUUUCACUAAGGGAACUAGAUCUCUACGACAAUCAGAUUCGUAAACUUGAGAACCUCCAAAACCUCACAGAACUGGAGUAAGUAUGAUAAAAAUGCUUUCCAGCACAUCAUACAGCUUCUUUUCCAAAGAAAUCAAAGUUUUUCACUUCAAAGUCAUAUUUUUAGUCGAUUACAUGAUAGAGGAAACAAAUCUCACACAAUUUCCUCUGAUGAACAUGGCACAGCAUUGUGUAACAUAAAACUUGUUUCACUGAUCUACAGGCAGCUCGAUGUGUCUUUCAACAUUUUGAGGAAGGUUGAGGGUUUGGAGCAGUUGACUCUGGUGAAGAAACUUUUUCUGCUUCACAACAAAAUAAGCAGCAUUGCCAACUUGGAACACUUGACAUGCCUGGAGAUGCUGGAGCUGGGCUCCAAUCGCAUAAGGGUAUGACAUUAGGUGUUCUUAGGACAGCUACAGCAUGGGGAAUAAUAAUUAACCAUGCAAAUAUAACAUCAGAUAUUUUGGGUUUAUGAAAACGUGUAAUGUUUUGUUUUUGCCUUUUUCAUUUUGUUACACUUACAGGUCAUAGAAAACUUGGAUACACUUAAUACUUUGCAAAGUUUGUUUCUUGGAACCAAUAAAAUAACAAAGCUUCAGAAUCUGGACGGCUUACACAGUCUGACGGUUUUAAGUAUUCAGGUAUUUUCAUAGUAAUUCUCUGCAACAUAUUUGAUGGCUAUGAUUAUAAAACUGAAGUGUAUUAAUAGAACUGCUGUUUGAUGCAUUUGCUCACAAUUUUUUCGCAGAGUAACCGCAUCACCAAAAUUGAGGGUCUGCAGAACCUCGUGAACCUGAGAGAGCUCUAUCUGAGCCACAAUGGUAUCGAGGUCAUCGAGGGAUUGGAAAACAAUGUGAGUUAGGACAUUUACAGAAUUUUCUUUUUUUUAAUAAAAGGGCUGUUUCCAAAACUAUAUAAUUUGCUUACUUUAAAAACAUGCUUAGCCAAAUAAGCUUUUUUUCAUUCAUUUUGAUGUUCUCCCCCACAGAAAAAGCUUACAACCCUGGACAUUGCCGCCAAUCGAGUGAAGAGAAUCGAAAAUAUCAGUCAUCUGACAGACCUGCAGGAGUUUUGGGUACAGAACAUUUGCUUGUGAAUGGUUUUGUAUGGGUUAUAUGUGCAUGUUUCAUUAUGCAAGUUUCAGGGCAUUCCCCUCUGCCCCUUUCUGAUGGAUAUGAACUUAAAGUAGAAAGACAUAAAAAUGUGUUAUAUUGAUCAAUGGUGUUCACCACAAGUUUGAGCAGGCCUGCUAAAUAAGCAGCAUAAACACCUUUGGAGCCCUUAAACUGUCUACUUUUGUUAAGUAAUAUUUAUUCUUCCUAUUGGCUUAUUUUCCUCUCUUAUUUCUUUAAUGGUCUUAUCUCCUCCAGUUUGUGUUGAAGCUGUGCACAACAAAGCAAAGCGCAUUCUUCAAUUGGCUCUUUUGUCUUUCUGUCUCUCUCUAGAUGAAUGAUAAUCAGAUAGAUAACUGGUCCGAUCUUGAUGAGUUGAAGAAUGCCAAGUCCCUGGAGACGGUCUACCUUGAAAGAAACCCGCUACAGAAGGAUCCACAGUACCGGCGGAAGAUCAUGCUGGCGCUGCCCAGUGUACGCCAGAUCGACGCCACCUUCAUCCGCUUCUAGGCUGCAGUGAACCUUUCAGCUGCCAAAUUCAGUGUUCGCCUCUCACCACCCUGCCUGCCCCUCUUACAAAGUUAAUAUACAAAGUUCAUUAUGAAAACACACCGGCAACCCUGCAUCAUACUGUCAGUCCAUACAUGCGCAUACAUUCCAACAUCAAACUCACCCAUAGUUCACUGAACAUACAUGUAUGCAUGUAUGCACUAAUUCACACCUUGAUCUAUGCUAUUGUGUGGAGGCUUAUUUAUUAAUUAAGCUGAGUAUAAACUGUGAAAAGGAUUUCAAACAGUGACAUUUGCCAAUUUACUCCUGUUUUCUUCCUCUGCAUCUUUUUAUUUUUUCAUUGUUUUUGCAUGUGGGAUACAAAACAGAUCUCUCUUGUUUUUCACGCUCACACAGUGCCCAUCAGGACAAACAGAGGUCUUAUUUAGCUUGUUGAAGUUGCACGCUAAUCAGAUGUGAGGAAGACUUGCAUUCUGAAUCAUAAUGUUUUAAUUUAACCCUUUUAAUCUCACAGGGUGACACUGUUCUCAUAAGGUACACAGUGGGUUACAAAUGAACAUUUUAGAAGGGUCCAUUACAAAACAGAUCAGAUUUAAAAAAAAGCUGGUCUGUAUAUUUUAACCUUUAGCUUCUCUCUAGAUGUGUUUCACUAAGCUUAAGAAAUUUUCUAAAUGAGUCUCUAAACUUUCAGACACAAACUCAUUGACAGUAAAGCUGACGCCAUGCAGAUUUAAAUCCGAGUUGUGGCACAUAGUUCAUCAUUAAGAAAAGAAGCUGAAACUGAAAGCUCAUUCCCGCAGCCCAGCCCAUCUCUCGUCCAGAUAACUUAACCUUUAACCUUUAAUUUGACCCCUGCAGUAAAAUUCACAAGAAAGUAAAAAUCUGUUAAUAUGGCCAUAAAAAUGGUUUGGUUAGAAGGGCAAUGCUUUAUUUGAUGUAAACCCACAACACAUCGCUGAUGACGGCUCCAUGUUCUUUAGACUAUGUAAAGUGAGUUUAAGUGUAAGUUGACCUGAUUACAGUAAAAUGCAGAUCGUCUUUGAAGUUGAAUUUACAAACUAAUGGCUGGACUGGUUUCUCAUACCCGGAGUAAUGUUAAUCAAUGUAAGAUAUUUUACAUCUGACUGUUGUCAUCAAUUGUUCCAAAAUACAUGUUUUUGUUCCAAAUUAUAAGAUGUUUGACAGCACUCAAGUUGAAAGAUAAUCCAAUAUACUCAUUUGGCCAUCAGUAUUGCUUAAAAAUAAUUACCUAUAAAUAUCUAAGGAAAUUGAAAUAGUUUUUCUUACAGUCCCCUGUAUAUAAUGCUUGUCUGUACUUGCUUUACUCCCUUACGAUUUCGAAGUGAUGCAGCUUUUAUAUAAGAAAAAUUCCCACCUCAGGGUUUAAAGGCUACUCAUGGAUGCAGUUCAAGAGCAUCAGAUUUCAGUGCAUUGCUGGGUUUACAUGGUGAAGGCUUAACUAAGUGCUUACUGUGUAAUUUAAGAUGCUGACCAUCAUGAUGUAAUAGGCAAGAAAAAAACAUAAUACCAUGAUUUGUGUUGUGGCACAAGAUAAGAUCUUUUUAUUUUUAAUUAGACUCAAAGGUAUAUUCAAAUGUUAAUGAUUAAAAUCAUAACUCGAGAGCAUCGAGGAGCCCCUACAAGACUAUCAACAGUGAAGGUCAUUGUGCAUUAUUGAUAUGAAUGUAAUAUUGUUUUAUAUUCAGCUUUAUCAUCCUUAGGUUAAAACUGGCCAGUGUGAUUGAAAGCAUCGCUUUGUGUAUUUUGUAAAUAUAGUUUGGACAUAUCAUGAUGUAGAGAGACAGAACCAUCAUCACCUCCCCUUUGUAAAAUAAAAUCUCUCUUUUUUUUUUUUUUCUUUUGUCUUGUUUUUGUUUUUGCCAGGCAGCACUUCAGAUUUGUGUGAGGAACCAUUAUUGAUUUACUCUGGCCUUCACUGGUCGCUGACUGAGCAAUUAUUCAAUUGCUAGUAGUUCAUUGUUGUUAGAACUGAUUCUUCAGGUUUUGGACUUGGUUGAAGCUGUUUUCAAACUGAAUGUAUUAUGCAAAUAAUAAAAUGACACUACUCAAAAAGGAA